Molecule: messenger RNA, 480 nt
Organism: Caenorhabditis bovis
Lineage: Eukaryota; Metazoa; Nematoda; Chromadorea; Rhabditida; Rhabditidae
Source: the annotation of a GenBank genome assembly
AUGAGUCGUCUUCUUUGCCUCUGCGCCGCUUUGGUGAUAAUUGUGAACGCUGCAGAUAACGACAACAUAACGAUUCCCGAAUUCCCAAUUGAAUUGCCCGAUGGCUCCGAAAUCAAAAGCCUCCCGGAAUCGUUCGAAAUUUUUAAUGGUCUCGAUGAAAAGAGUCGAGUGAUCGCCAACAAGGACCUCCUCAAGGUGUUGUUCUUGGCGAAAUCGAAGAGUGACAAGGGCACCAUUGAGAACAACCCGUUCACCAUUGGCGAACUCUUGUCCCAUCUCUAUGAGCAAAUGGAGUGGGGCGAGAAGGGACCACCGGGCGGAUUCACAUUCGAUCUCGAGUUCAACACCAAUACCAAACAGAAGCGCGAGGCGCUUCGAAGCAACGACAAAUACCGCGUCGCUUCUCUCGAGUUCACCAAAAAGAGUAAGCGAGGUGUGAAGCUUGAUGAGCAAUUCUGGAAGGAGUUUUUCGCCGCCUAA